Molecule: messenger RNA, 1397 nt
Organism: Miniopterus natalensis
Lineage: Eukaryota; Metazoa; Chordata; Mammalia; Chiroptera; Miniopteridae
Gene: KRT19
Product: keratin 19
Biological process (GO): intermediate filament organization; epithelial cell differentiation
Cellular component (GO): cytoskeleton
Molecular function (GO): structural molecule activity
Source: RefSeq, a predicted model, not a curated record
GGCCACUCCUCCCGCAGACCACAGCUCCGCCGGCUCCUCCGCCCAGUGUCGCGGGCCCCUUUCGCUAUGACUUCCUACAGCUAUCGCCAGUCGUCCGCCGCCUCGUCCUUCGGCGGCCUGGGCGGCGGCUCCAUGCGCUUCGGCGUCUACCGCGCGCCCAGCAUCCACGGGGGCUCGGGCGGCCGCGGCGUGUCGGUGUCCUCCGCGCGGUUCGUGUCCUCCUCCUCCUCUGGGGGCUAUGGGGGCUACGGCAGCGGCUAUGCCGGGGCCCUGGCCGCGUCCGACGGGCUCCUGAUGGGCAACGAGAAGGUGACCAUGCAGAACCUCAACGACCGCCUGGCCUCCUACCUGGAGAAGGUGCGCGCCCUGGAGGCGGCCAACGGCGACCUGGAGGUCAAGAUCCGAGACUGGUACCAGAAGCAGGGCCCCGGGCCCGCCCGCGAGUACAGCCACUACUAUAAGACCAUCGAGGAGCUGCGGGACAAGAUUCUUGGUGCCACCAUUGAGAACUCCAAGGUUGUCCUGCAGAUCGACAAUGCCCGUCUGGCUGCGGAUGACUUCCGAACCAAGUACGAGACGGAGCUGGCCCUGCGCAUGAGCGUGGAGGCCGACAUCAAUGGCCUGCGCAAGGUGCUGGAUGAGCUGACCCUGGCCAGAGCCGACCUGGAGAUGCAGAUUGAAGGCCUGAAGGAGGAGCUCGCCUACCUGAAGAAGAACCAUGAGGAGGAAAUUAGUGCUCUGAGGGGCCAGGUGGGUGGCCAGGUCAGUGUGGAGGUGGAUUCCGCUCCUGGCAUUGACCUAGCCAAGAUCCUGAGUGACAUGAGAAGCCAGUAUGAGGUCAUGGCUGAGAAGAACCGGAAGGAUGCUGAAACCUGGUUCAUCAGCCAGACUGAGGAGCUGAACCGGGAGGUCGCUGGCCACACGGAGCAACUGCAGAUGAGCAAGACGGAGGUCACUGACCUGCGUCGCACCCUCCAGGGUCUGGAGAUCGAGCUGCAGUCUCAGCUCAGCAUGAAAGCUGCCCUGGAAGGCACGCUGGCGGAAACAGAGGCUCGCUAUGGAGCCCAGCUGGCACAGAUCCAGGCGCUGAUCAGCAGUAUCGAAGCCCAGCUGAGUGAUGUCCGUGCUGACACCGAGCGGCAGAACCUGGAGUACAGGCAGCUCAUGGACAUCAAGACGCGGCUGGAGCAGGAGAUCGCCACCUACCGCAGCCUGCUUGAGGGCCAGGACGCCUACUACAACAACCUCACCACCAAGACUGCCUGAGUCCAGCAGCCUCCUGGGCUUCCUGCUUUCAGCAGAGGGAGGAAUGCUCCUGGUAGGGGGCGGGGGAGGGGAGGGACCCUUACCUCUGGCUCUUCCUCUAACCUGUCAAUAAAAUAUUAUGGCCCAAGGGA